AGAGGGGGGAAAAAUCUUCUAAAUCAGUCAGAUUUUGACCGCCGGAAGUGGUUUGGAUAAGUCUCGCCCUCUCUUCUCUCUCAGCCUCUGCUAUGGCGGCGGUGUCUUCGGACUUGGCCUCGGCCUUCUUCGGACUCGCGAUGCGGCACGCUGGCUUGGGCCGCGGCGUCCGGAACUCAGUCCUGACGUUCCCUCGCUUACGGGCGUCUAAGCCUCUCGUCGCACGGGCAUUUUCUGCCGGCGGGAUAGUCAACUCCGGCUUGGGACGGCUCUCAAUGGCGAUGAGAUCGCGGUGCGUUUCCUGUCGAUUCGCCGCUUCCGCUUCUGCAACAGAGGGAGAAUUAGAUGUCCUGACCAAGAUUCCGCCGGACGACCGCAUCCCUGCGACCAUCAUAACGGGGUUCCUUGGCUCGGGGAAGACAACAUUAUUAAAUCACAUUUUGACGGCUGAACAUGGAAAGCGCAUUGCAGUCAUUGAGAAUGAGUACGGGGAAGUUGAUAUUGAUGGUUCCUUGGUUGCUGCCAAAGCUGCUGGUGUUGAAGAUAUAAUCAUGCUUAAUAAUGGUUGUCUUUGCUGCACUGUUCGGGGUGAUCUAGUUCGCAUGAUUGGUGAAUUGGUUGAAAAGAAAAAGGGCAAGUUUGAUCAUAUUGUAAUAGAAACUACAGGCUUGGCUAAUCCAGCUCCUAUCAUCCAGACAUUUUAUGCAGAGGAUACGAUUUUCAAUGAUGUCAAGUUGGAUGGUGUUGUUACUUUGGUCGAUGCAAAGCAUGCAAACUUUCACUUGGAUGAUAAGAAGCCCAAAGGAGUAGUGAAUGAGGCAGUUGAACAGAUUGCUUAUGCUGAUAGAAUAAUUGUGAACAAGAUUGAUCUCGUUGGGGAGUCUGAGGUAUCCUCCUUGGUCCAGCGAAUAAAGAAUAUCAAUGGUAUGGCUUAUUUAAAGCGGGCAGAGUAUGGAAAAGUUGAUUUGGAUUAUGUACUUGGUGUUGGUGGCUUUGAUUUGGAAAGGAUUGAAAGUGUUGUGAAUUCUGAUGGUUCAGAAGAUCAUCAUCAUGCUCAUGAGCAUGAUCACCAUCAUGAUCAUCAUCAUCAUCAUCAUGAUGAACAUGACCAUGAACAUAAUCACCAUUCUGAUUCCCAUUCUCACGAUCACACCCAUGAUCCUGGUGUUUCAUCUGUCAGCAUUGUCUGUGAAGGAAACCUGGAUCUUGAGAAGGCAAAUAUGUGGUUGGGAAUGCUAUUGAUGGAUCGCAGUGAUGACAUAUAUCGCAUGAAAGGCCUUCUGUCAGUCCAUGGUAUGCCUGAGAGAUUUGUUUUCCAGGGAGUUCAUGACAUUUUCCAGGGUUCUCCUGAUAGAUUAUGGGGCCCAGAAGAGCCUAGAAUUAACAAGAUUGUGUUUAUUGGGAAGAACUUGGAUGCUAAGGAAUUGGAGAAGGGCUUCAAAGCAUGCCUGCUGUGACAAUAUUUCCCCACUUGAAACUCCUUAACUUGUUGAAGCACAAGAAGAAUGAUUCUUCAGUUCAGCCUCAAAAUUUUUGAUGACAAUAUUUUUUGUUUUAUGAAAAAGGAGUUUGAGCAGGAACUGAAAUAUUUGUUGUUUUUCUCGAGUUGUCUCAACUAGUACGAGUUGAAAAUCUAUGUAAGAUGCGAGACGCUAUGCUAGGGACAAUGUGGUUAUUGACUGUUUAUGAUGCAGUAAAACGUGGAUUAUGUUCU
Zingiber officinale is the source of this 1714-nucleotide messenger RNA. Its product is annotated as P-loop guanosine triphosphatase YjiA-like. The coding region runs from base 93 to 1457 and encodes 454 amino acids. Gene Ontology annotation, cellular component: cytoplasm. The transcript has 10 exons. Lineage: Eukaryota; Viridiplantae; Streptophyta; Magnoliopsida; Zingiberales; Zingiberaceae. The record is from RefSeq and is a predicted model, not a curated record.